Blumeria graminis f. sp. triticale is the source of this 1851-nucleotide messenger RNA. The record is from the annotation of a GenBank genome assembly. Lineage: Eukaryota; Fungi; Ascomycota; Leotiomycetes; Helotiales; Erysiphaceae.
AUGACUGGGUCAUCUCCCCAACAUACCGUCGACGAAAGAACAAGUCUUCUCAGAGGCCGGAACCUAUAUCCAUCACCCGUGCCGAGCGAUUCGCCAUGCUCUACAGACCCUACGCUAAACAACACUGUAGACCAUCCAGAAAUAUACACUGGCAUCACUGAUGCUAAUAAAAUUAUCGCGGAAUCUAACCCAGAGAUUCAAGAGACCAAUUUAAAGCCUUCACCAACUUAUGGAAGCUUCAAGAAUGUUGCCCGCUCUACUUCGGUGGUUACGAUUGGCAGCGACCAUACUGACCGGAAUGAUCACGUCAAGCCCGAAUCUCCCUACCUAUCUGGUGUCAGUAAAAAGCGGUUCUGGGUCAUAUUCAUAAUGAUUAUGACAUCUUACUUCAUCGCGUGCUUUGACACUACGAUAAUGGCCUCAAGCCACCCAGUUAUUACUUCAUACUUUCACAGUUCCAACAGCGCGUCAUGGUUAUCGACAGCUUUCAUGUUAACCUCGACGGGAUUCCAGCCUCUGUUCGGUGGCUUAUCGGAUACCAUUGGACGAAGGCGGCCUUAUAUGUUUUCAAUCUCAAUUUUUUUGAUGGCAACCAUAUGGUGUGCUCUUGCUGGCUCUAUGACAAGUUUCAUCUUUGCAAGGGCAAUGUGCGGACUCGGUGCUGGUGGCAUAAUAACUAUGAGUACUAUAAUCAUAAGUGACCUUGUCCCCAUUAAAAUUAGAGGAAUCUAUCAAUCAUACAUCAAUGUUGCAUUUGGUGCGGGUCAAGCAUCUGGUGUUGCACUUGGUGGCUGGAUAGCCGAUUCUGUUGGCUGGCGAUGGGAAUUUGGAAUUCAAGUUCCACUUGUUCUGGCUUGCUGUUUAACUUCUUUCUUCGUUAUACCAGAGCGACUCGGAUUAGCCAGUGACAAAGAAGCCAAUAAUUUGUGGCAGGCAAUGAAGGGGUUUGAUUUUAUGGGCUCUUCACUACUUAUGACCUCAACUACAUUUUUAAUACUUGGCUUAAACCUAGGGGGCAACAUUUAUUCCUGGACUCAUCCGAUCGUUAUAUCAUCUCUCGUCAUAUUCUUGAUUUCAUUCCCUCUAUUUUUCUAUGUCGAAAGUUUUGCCGCCCGCCCUAUAAUGCCUCUCAGAAUUAUCACAAAAAAUCCUCGUGCGGGUUUAAUUUUCGCUAAUGCAACAAGCGCUGUCGUUCUGAGCGCUGUCAACUUUAACAUCCCUCUCUUUUUUCAAGCUGUCAUGUUGCAAUCAGCGACUAACUCAGGAUUAAACUUACUGGCACCCAGCAUCUCAGCAAGUUUUGCUGGAGUUGGUGUAGGAUUCUUGAUCACGUGGACAAAACACCUGAAAUUGUUUCUUGUGCUCGGUGCACUAAUCUCGGUCAUGGGAUGUUUCGGGUUGUCAUUCAUUCAGAGGGGCCUACCGACCUGGGUAUACCUACCAUUUCUGAUGAAUGUGAGUAUAGGACAGGGUCUAAUAUUUCCAACAACGUUCAUGUCUGUUCUUUCCGUGUCUGAGCAAUCAGACCAGGCAGUCGUAGCAUCAACCUUGGUCCUGUGGCGCUCCAUCGGAAAUUUUAUCGGGAUUUCGCUUUCUUCGCUCGCUCUUCAGAACUCAUUGAUUGUAUUUCUCAACCGCUACGUUCAAGGACCUGAUCGCGACAAUGUCAUUGAAUCCGUGCGGAAGAGUAUCGAAGUUAUCAAAGAUUUGGCUCCAUCGUACAAAGAACAGGUGCUCGACAGUUACACUGCAGCCCUUCGAGCUACAUUUUUCUUGGUUCUUGUUAUGAGUAUAAUUUGUCUAGUUACAUUCUCAAAAGUAAAGUUACCAAGGCUCGGAAAAGCUCAAUAG